Molecule: messenger RNA, 1609 nt
Organism: Selaginella moellendorffii
Lineage: Eukaryota; Viridiplantae; Streptophyta; Lycopodiopsida; Selaginellales; Selaginellaceae
Product: F-box protein At2g26850
Exons: 5
Coding region: 431-1489 (352 amino acids)
Molecular function (GO): protein binding
Source: RefSeq, a predicted model, not a curated record
ACAGGUUAGGGUUUUAGUUAGCGCUGCGCCAUCGUCGCGGCGCUGGGCUGGUAUGGAUGGAAUCUCGCGCGUGCUGGUGGUAAGUACGUCGAUUCCUUUCCAAUGCCAGGCCCCGCGUUGAAUCGGCGCGCCUGGAAAUCCCUCGCUACCACUGGUGCCACUGGCGAUUUCCUCUGAUUUCCAUUGACGAAAUCCAGCAGUGUCAUUGACGAUCAGUCCCCCAAUUGUGGGAGAAAUCGCGCGAAAAACUCUCCGCUAUGCUUCUUCUUCCUUCCAAUUCUGGCCUGGGCUUCUUCUCCUCUUUCUUUCGCGAAAGAAAUUGUUUCCAUAACCGACUGGGCUUAGUUUUUGGCUGAUAACUGUCGUGCUGGGCGAUUUCUUCCUCUCUUUUUUCUUCUCUUCUUCCUCUUUGCGUGAGUUCCAGCAUGAGAUGACCAUCCUCUGGAACUGGCUCUUUGUCGAAUUCUUGCUCGAGCUUGUCCAGGGAAGAGUUCUAGUCAUGUUUUCGCGGAGGUGUGUCAAGAAGGUGGAGAAUGUGGAGGAUUCCAGGCAGCUGGGCUUCCUGGAUCUGCCAGAGCUCGUCAUGGAAGGCAUCCUCACUCGCCUCCCCGCGGUGGCGCUGUGCCAAAUGGCUGGAGUGUGCAGGGAAUUGCGGAAGAAGUGCCGGAGCAACCAUCUCUGGGAAGCUCUCGUCUACGAGAAAUGGGGGAAAGUCACUGGCAGGCUGGCUUUCGCGGAGUGGCAACUCGGCCUGGCCGCGAGAGAGGAGUGUGGAAGCGAGCCUUGCUCUCGUUCCUCGGGGAUUUGGCUGUGGCCGCUCUCGUGCAUUCUACCGGUGUCGUGGAUGAAUCCACAGGCGCAGCGGCGGAGCAAAGCGGCAGUGGGCGAGAAUUCGCUCAUGGCGUGGUACUGGGAUCUGGAAACCGGGCGAUUUCGCUUCCCAGCUCAGGUCUACAACCGAGAGAACGGUCACGUCGGAUUCAUGCUUUCGUGCUACGAUGCCGAGGUGAGCUACAACAGCGCCACUGACGCGUUCCUCGCAAGCUUCAGCUAUCCUCCACACGGCCCGCGCACCAGUGUCUACGAGGAGGACGUUCCCUGGGAACGAGUCCGAGCUCCUCCAGUGGACACGGCCGCUCACGAGCUCCACGCCUCGGACUGCCUCCACGAUCUGCGACCGGGGGAUCACAUCGAGGUCCAGUGGAGACGCAACAGAGACUUUCCAUAUGGAUGGUGGUAUGGAAUCGUUGGCCACACGGACUUGUGCCCGAGAAACCACCAGUGCCAGUGUCACCUUCACGAGAUUGUCUGGUUGGAAUUCAAUCAAUACACGCUCGGAUCGAGAUGGCGCAAGGCUCCUAUCAACAGAGCCAAUCACUGCGAAGAAGGCAACGAAGGUGAGGGCUUCUAUGGUGGCGUACGAAAGCUGCGCACAAAGGAGGAGAUUUCUAUCUGGACCAAACUCUGGCCAAGCGAGAAACUCGAGUAGAAAAAAGGAAGAGUCAAUCAAAACCAUUCUACUCUAGCAGGAAUAACAGUGUACAGAUUGGAGGGGGAGAGAUGUAUUCAUACGUAUGUGUAAUGCGACAAAAGGCCGCAUUGGUGGACU